Molecule: messenger RNA, 3474 nt
Organism: Choloepus didactylus (southern two-toed sloth)
Lineage: Eukaryota; Metazoa; Chordata; Mammalia; Pilosa; Megalonychidae
Gene: CDKL5
Product: cyclin dependent kinase like 5
Exons: 18
Coding region: 570-3467 (965 amino acids)
Biological process (GO): positive regulation of axon extension; protein phosphorylation; regulation of dendrite development
Cellular component (GO): nucleus; dendrite cytoplasm
Molecular function (GO): protein kinase activity; ATP binding
Source: RefSeq, a predicted model, not a curated record
UUCUCCUCCCCUACCCCUCUCUUCAGUGUCAUUAUGGUGUUGAUUUCAAAUACAGUUAGGUUCAUUUGUUUAUGUUUCAUUUUGGGUUCUUCUCUCCCAUUAAAAAAAAAAAAAAGUGUGUGAACCAUUAACAUGGUUUUAAAAGGACUAUCCAAAAAGACUACUGUGAUAUAAAAGUUAAUGACUUUUAAUUGUGUUUGUUCUUUCAGGGAAUCAUUUAUUGCUUCACUAUUACAACAAAUAUGUGAAAGAUCCUGUCAACCAGUGAGAGUUUCCUUCUUCAGAUAUUCUUUGUUCUACUUAUUGCACAACUUUCUCAGAGGAUCCUUUUUGGUGCCAUGUUCUGUGGCUUGCAUCAAAAGAGGAAUUUGUCUUCAUGAAGAUUCCCAACAUUGGUAAUGUGAUGAAUAAAUUUGAGAUCCUUGGGGUUGUAGGUGAAGUAUUGCAGUUUGAGACUGAGGUGGUAAAGCUGCCGACUAGAGAAGGUCAACACAUAGGAUGUGACACGGUUAUAAUGCUCCAGCUUCUGGGCCUAAGGUUUUCUGGAACACAACCUUGUUUUUCUUGGCAUGCCCAUAGGAGCCUAUGGAGUUGUACUUAAAUGCAGACACAAGGAAACACAUGAAAUUGUGGCAAUCAAGAAAUUCAAGGACAGUGAAGAAAAUGAAGAAGUUAAGGAAACGACUCUACGAGAGCUUAAAAUGCUUCGGACUCUCAAACAGGAAAACAUUGUGGAGCUGAAGGAAGCUUUUCGUCGGAGGGGGAAAUUGUAUUUGGUGUUUGAGUAUGUUGAAAAAAAUAUGCUUGAGUUGCUGGAAGAAAUGCCGAAUGGCGUUCCACCUGAAAAAGUAAAAAGCUAUAUCUACCAACUAAUCAAAGCAAUUCACUGGUGCCAUAAGAAUGACAUUGUUCACAGAGAUAUAAAACCAGAAAAUCUCUUAAUCAGCCACAAUGAUGUUUUGAAACUCUGUGACUUUGGUUUUGCUCGGAAUUUGUCUGAAGGCAAUAAUGCUAAUUACACAGAAUAUGUGGCCACCAGGUGGUAUCGUUCCCCGGAACUCUUACUUGGAGCUCCCUAUGGAAAAUCGGUAGACAUGUGGUCAGUGGGCUGUAUUCUUGGGGAGCUUAGUGAUGGACAGCCUUUAUUUCCUGGAGAAAGCGAAAUUGACCAACUUUUUACUAUUCAGAAGGUGCUAGGACCCCUUCCACCUGAGCAGAUGAAGCUCUUCUACAGUAAUCCUCGCUUCCACGGGCUCCGGUUCCCAGCUGUUAACCAUCCUCAGUCAUUGGAGAGAAGAUACCUUGGGAUUUUAAAUAGUGUUUUACUUGACUUAAUGAAGAACUUACUGAAGUUGGAUCCAGCUGACAGAUACUUGACAGAACAGUGUUUGAAUCACCCUACAUUUCAAACCCAGAGACUUUUGGAUCGUUCCCCUUCAAGGUCAGCAAAAAGAAAACCUUACCACGUGGAAAGCAACACAUUGUCUAAUAGAAACCAAGCCAGCAAAAGUACUGCUUUACAGUCUCACCACCGAUCUAACAGUAAGGACAUCCAGAACCUAAGUGCUGGUCUGUCCCGGGCUGACGAAGGUCUUCCCGCCAACGAAAGCUUCCUAAAUGGAAAUCUUGCUGGAGCUACCCUUAGUCCAAUGCACACCAAAACCUACCAAGCAAGCAGCCAGCCUGGGUCUGCCAGCAAAGAUCUCACCACCAACAAUAUACCACACCUUCUCAGCCCUAAGGAAGCCAAGUCAAAAACAGAAUUUGAUUUUAAUAUCGACCCAAAGCCUUCAGAAGGCCCGGGUACAAAGUAUCUCAAGUCAAGCAGCAGAUCUCAGCAGACCCGACACUCAUUUAUAGAAAGCUCGCAGAGCAAAGCUGGAACACUACAGCCCAGUGAAAAGCAGAGUCGGCAUAGCUAUAUUGACACCAUUCCCCAGUCCUCUAGGAGUCCCUCCUACAGGACCAAGGCCAAAAGCCAUGGGGCAUUGAGUGACUCCAAGUCUGUGAGCAAUCUAUCUGAAGCCAGAGCCCAAAUGGCAGAGUCCAACACCAGUAGGUACUUCCCAUCCAGCUGUUUGGACUUGAACUCUCCCACCAGCCCAACCCCCACCAGGCACAGCGACACGAAAACUUUGCUCAGCCCUUCGGGGAGAAAUAACCGAAGUGAGGGUACUCUUGACUCACGCCGAACCACAACCCGGCAUUCUAAAACAAUGGAGGAGCUGAAGCUGCCUGAGCACAUGGACAGCAGCCAUUCCCACUCACUGUCUGCACCUCAUGAGUCCUUUUCUUAUGGGCUGGGCUACACCAGCCCCUUCUCCUCCCAACAGCGUCCUCAUAGGCAUUCCAUGUAUGUGACCCGAGACAAAGUGAGAGCCAAAGGCUUGGACGGAAGCUUGAGCAUAGGGCAAGGGAUGGCUGCCAGAGCCAACAGCCUGCAGCUCUUAUCACCUCAGGUACAGCUUAGAACCUUGACCAGAUCUGUUGGCUCAUCCUGGGAAUGUGGUGCGGAGGAUGUGAGUAGGCCUGGUGACCAACUCCCUCCAGAGAUGACUGUAGCAAGAUCUUCAGUUAAAGAGUCCUCCAGAGAAGGCACUUCUUCAUUUCACUCACGUCAGAAGUCUGAGGGUGGAGUGUAUCAUGACCCACACUCUGAUGAUGGCACAGCCCCCAAAGAAAAUAGACAUCUGUACAACGAUCCUGUUCCGAGGAGAGUUGGUAGCUUUUACAGAGUGCCAUCUCCACGUCCAGAUAAUUCUUUCCAUGAAAAUAAUGUUUCAAACAGAGUUUCUUCAUUACCAUCAGAGAGCAGUUCUGGAACUAACCACUCAAAAAGACAAACAGCAUUCGAUCCAUGGAAAAGUCCUGAAAAUAUUAGUCAUUCCGAACAACUCAAGGAGAAGGAAAAGCAAGGGUUUUUCAGGUCCAUGAAAAAGAAAAAGAAAAAAUCUCAAACAGUGCCCAAUUCCGAUAGCCCAGAUCUUCUCACAUUACAGAAAGCCAUUCACUCUGCUGGCACCCCAAGUAGCAGACCAAAGGAGUGGCGUCCCGAGAAGAUCUCAGAUCUACAGACACAAAGCCAGCCAUUAAAAUCACUGCGCAAGCUGUUACAUCUCUCUUCAGCCUCAAGUCACCCGGCUUCCUCAGAUCCCCGCUUUCAGCCGUUAACAACUCAACAAGCCAAAAAUUCCUUCUCAGAAAUUCGGAUUCACCCCAUGAGCCAGGCCUCUAGUGGGAGCAGUAACAUCCGGCAGGAGCCCACACCAAAGGGCAGGCCAGCCCUCCAGCUGCCAGGUCAGAUGGACCCUGGUUGGCACGUGUCCUCUGUGACCAGGAGUGCCACAGAGGGGCCUUCCUACUCUGAACAGCUAGGUGCCAAGAAUGGGCCAAACGGGCACCCUUAUAACAGAACAAAUCGAUCACGAAUGCCAAACCUGAACGAUUUAAAAGAGACAGCCUUGUAAUUUGUGC